CUGUCACUGAGAGAGGAGAAGGAGCUGUCUGACUGCUGAGCUGCGGCAAUGUCUAGGUCUUUUUAUGUUGACUCUCUAAUUAUCAAAGAUUCCUCCUCAAGACCAAUUCCAGCCUUGCCUGAUCUCUCCCACCACCAUCAUCAUCAUCAUGGGCAGGAUUUCCUUCUGCCUAUCAGCAUGCCAUCUCCAACAGUCAUGUCGGUGCAUGCCCCUGUGUGCCCUUCUAGGAAAAGUGGCAGCUUUUGUGUGUGUCCCAUCUGUGUGGCAUCUCACCUGCACUCCAGCAGGAAUAGCAUCCCUCUGCUCAAGGGCCACUUCCCUAAUGGGGAGGCGCAGUACUGCCAGAGGGUGAGCCAACAGCCCAGCCCAGCCAUGGUCCACCCAGCGCAUUCACCUGUCUGCAGCCCAACCUACAACGUUACGGACCCCAGGAGAUUCCAUUGCAUGACAAUGGGUGGAGCAGAGAACAGCCAAGCGCAGAAUGGCAAGCGAAUGAGGACUGCAUUUAGCAGCACCCAGCUUCUGGAGCUGGAGAGAGAAUUCUCCUCCAACAUGUACCUGUCCAGGCUGAGGAGGAUCGAGAUUGCCACCUACCUGAGCCUGUCAGAGAAGCAGGUGAAGAUCUGGUUUCAGAACAGGAGGGUAAAGCACAAGAAAGAGAAUAAGGGCUCCCAAAGGAACACCCAUGGGGGCUGCAAGUGCACAGGGCCACAAGGCCAUUACCCCCGAUCAGAAGACGAAGAUUCCUUGUCUACAGCUUCAACAAGUGAGGAUAAGGAGGUGUCACCUUUAUAAAUUGCUCUACCUGCAUACAUGUCUCUGUGACUCUAUGGCACUUAUGAUCUACACCAGGAAAACUAUAUUGACUCAUCCAAAUGCCCCUUUAUUCCACAAUCAGCUCAGUUAAAGCCUUUGGACAAAUCUCAGUUUCUGUUGAUUUUGGGGAUUGAAUAUAUGUGUCCCUAGGAUGGGAAAAUGUCAUGGGUUCGUUUUAUAAAGAAUGUGUUUUUGUUACAGUCAGAAAAUUAGUCGGAUGUAGGUUUUUAUGCAAAGGUCUGUAAAUAGUCUCAUGCCCUAACGUUUUGCAAAUCCACCUGCGAGUGAAUAGUUUUAUACAAAUUUAUAUUUAUAUUUAUUUAAAUAAACGAAGAUAUGGGUAA
Molecule: messenger RNA, 1160 nt
Organism: Xenopus tropicalis (tropical clawed frog)
Lineage: Eukaryota; Metazoa; Chordata; Amphibia; Anura; Pipidae
Gene: gsx2
Product: GS homeobox 2
Biological process (GO): regulation of DNA-templated transcription; regulation of transcription by RNA polymerase II
Cellular component (GO): nucleus
Molecular function (GO): DNA-binding transcription factor activity, RNA polymerase II-specific; DNA-binding transcription factor activity; DNA binding
Source: RefSeq, marked provisional